UCAUUAUUGACAAUAUGGCGGAAUCUUCUCCCAAAAUUGCUGUCGUUUCCGCUUCUUCACAUACUCAAAAGCGGUUUACUGCCGACUCAAAAGGAGAGGGAAAAGUUGUAAAAACCAAAGAAACCUCCAGGAGACGAUAUGCCAAUCAAAUACCCGACGAGAUACUGAAUAACACUCAAAUCAACGACGCUGUAUCCCUCCUACCUUCUAAUUAUAACUUUGAGAUACACAAGAGCAUAUGGCGGAUCAAACAGACCCAGGCAAAGAGAGUUGCCCUUCAGAUGCCAGAGGGUCUCCUAUUAUAUGCAACGAGUAUCAGCGAUAUAAUAGAGACUCAUACUGAAGCUCAAGUACUUAUCAUGGGCGACGUGACCUACGGCGCUUGCUGUGUAGACGAUUUCACAGCCAGGGCACUUGGCACCGACCUCAUAAUACAUUAUGGUCACAGCUGCUUGGUACCCGUUGACACAAUGAGUGAUAUACACAUGCUUUAUGUGUUCGUGGACAUUCAAAUAGACAAUGUUCAUGCAAUUGAUACGAUAAGACAAAACUUCACUCCAGGCAGUACUAUUGCUAUUGUUAGCACUAUACAGUUUGUUGCUGCAGUUCAUGCUAUUAGACCGGUUUUAUCCGACAAGUAUAAUGUUAUAGUUCCUCAGUCAAAACCUCUUUCUCCUGGUGAGAUACUAGGGUGCACGUCACCGUCCCUCCAGUGUGCUGGUGGGACGAAGGUCGAUGGUAUAGUGUACCUGGGGGAUGGGAGGUUCCAUUUGGAAUCAAUAAUGAUUUCUAAUCCAGACAUACCUGCUUAUAAAUAUGAUCCAUAUUCUAAGAGGUUUACCCGUGAACAUUAUGAUCACGAGAAGAUGAGAGACACAAGACACUCUUUAAUAAGAGUAGCAGCUGCUGCCGAGCGAUAUGGUCUUAUACUGGGUACCCUAGGGAGACAAGGAAGUCCUAAGGUGCUCACCAACUUGAAGGAGUUACUGGAUAAAGCAGGAAAGGAGCACUUCACUCUUUUGCUCUCUGAAAUAUUCCCUGAUAAGCUGAAGCUUUUUGGCGAUUCUAUUGAUGUAUGGGUGCAGGUGGCUUGUCCGCGACUCUCGAUCGAUUGGGGCACUGCGUUUGAUAAGCCACUCCUGACUCCUUAUGAGGUAGCUGUAGCAUUGAAUAGCACUCAAUGGUCAGUGCCUUAUCCAAUGGAUUAUUAUGCCAAUGAGAGUACUGGCCCAUGGACUGUUAAUCAUCCUAAUAAUAGAACUAAGAAACUAACUGCCAAGAGGUAGUAAUAAUUUCUAU
Molecule: messenger RNA, 1299 nt
Organism: Amphimedon queenslandica
Lineage: Eukaryota; Metazoa; Porifera; Demospongiae; Haplosclerida; Niphatidae
Product: diphthamide biosynthesis protein 1-like
Exons: 2
Coding region: 15-1286 (423 amino acids)
Biological process (GO): protein histidyl modification to diphthamide
Molecular function (GO): 2-(3-amino-3-carboxypropyl)histidine synthase activity
Source: RefSeq, a predicted model, not a curated record